This is a messenger RNA of Drosophila hydei, 2408 nucleotides long. RefSeq names its product exonuclease mut-7 homolog (gene Nbr). Bases 389 to 2266 code for a protein of 625 amino acids. Gene Ontology annotation, biological process: nucleobase-containing compound metabolic process. Gene Ontology annotation, molecular function: nucleic acid binding; 3'-5' exonuclease activity. NCBI's taxonomy places the organism in Eukaryota, Metazoa, Arthropoda, Insecta, Diptera, Drosophilidae. The record is from RefSeq and is a predicted model, not a curated record. The transcript has 4 exons.
AACAGUCGGCUAACUUAACUGGCUCUGUCAUCAAUGCCAGUAAGCUGAUAGCCUGUUAAGUUCAAAAUUACGCCAACCUGGCAGUUCUUGUCAUAAAAUUACAUUACGUACAUCAAAUAUUUAUAAAGAUUUUUAUACUUUCAUAUGCGUUUCUUGUAAUUAACUUGUCAAUUCCAAUUGUAUAUGUUUGAAUUGCUUAAAAUUAACACGCAGUAUUGUAACAUCGCGCUGUUAUUAACAGCGGAUUGUUGAUGUUAAGUACUUGAAUGCAAAAACAUAUGUUUUUACACCGCAAACGGAAUUUGGUUAUCAAUUUUUGCAAGUGCAUUAAGUAAAGGGCUGCGCGCCCACAAAAAAGGAGAUAAUAAUAAUAGUGAUAAUAAUAAUAAUGGCUAAUAAGUUUAAUGUAGUGCCUGCUGGCAUGGAGUCUGACGAAGAUGAACUUGAUUGCAUGCUGGCACAUUUGAAGAUUAAGCGAUUAGAAGAUAUUACAACGGGUGCUGGCAUCGAUGGCGACUUUGACGCCACCUUGGACGAAGAUUUCCAAAAUUUCUUUACCGUCUUUCGUGAGAAAUGGAAUAUGCACAGCAAAUGCAAGUCUUCGCCAUAUAUGAGACAGGAUUUGAUCAAAGCGCUAAUGCGGCAUCCCAAUCCCUUGCUAAUGGCACUCAAAAUCUUUGCCAAUUGCCCAGACAGCAGCAAUGUUAAGAACAAAAGUCUAUCGCACUUUGUGCUGGACACCGUUUGCAAACUUCAGGUGGAUUUACCACACCUGAGCGAGCUAUGCGAUGAAAAUACCAGCAUGAUUGCCUUUCAUUUUGUUAAAACAACGGGAUUGCCUUCACUAAAUAAUGCCAUGGUCCAAGCAUAUCGCAUACACCAAAUCAGGGAGCUGCUCGUACCUAAAUUAAAAGAGAUGCUCGACGAAGGGUACUACAAGGAGGUGGCCCAGUGGACUCUCUAUUUGCAGCUAACUCAACAAUUUGAUAUGCUUGAAUUGGCGUUCCCUUUAAUAGCGCAGGAAAAACUACCAUUAGCCGAAGAGUACCUGGAUCAGGCAACGCAGCAGCGAUUGCCUUUUGUACAAUUUCUUGAUUCGCUGCUGCACAGGGAGAAAUCCGUCAUCGAGAUGUGUGAACAGACAUUGAGUCGCUAUAAGAAUCUUAAAGUCUCUCAUCACGUGCUCAGCUAUCGUCCUGUGUCGAAGAUCGUCGCUCGCUUGGCUAAGAAAUAUGGAUUUGACGAUACCGUAACGCCCAAUUAUAAAUUUACAAAGACCUGCAGCUAUCUACAUUACCUGUACCGUGAAUAUGAGAAGCAAAGGAUAAAUAUAGCCAGCUUUCGGGAGCUGGUUAAGGUCCAUGCCUCGGAUUAUGCGCUGCGUGUGGAUUUUGUUAACUAUAUUGCAGCUGCCUCGAUAAACAGUCCCUACGAAUCAGAAGCCAUCUAUUGGUAUAAUGAAUUUAAGAUUCUCAACGAACAUUGUCCACAUGAAAUCAAAUCGUUAAUCACACAAAACUCGGAUACGCAAGCCUGUCGAGUAGUUGAAGAGCAAUCAACAGAGUCGAUCCCUUGUGAAUUGUACCUGGGCAUGGAUCUGCCAGAAGAGUGCCUCAUAAUAGUAGAUUCCUCUCCAAUCUUUAACCAUAUGCUACAGCAUUUGCAGCGUGAGCAAAUCAUCUACCUGGACUCUGAAUGGAUGCAAAGUGUUUGUGCGCAAAACCAACUUUGUCUACUGCAAAUUGCGACCACGUGCAAUGUGUACCUAAUUGAUUGUUUGGCCAGUCGACCAGCCCUGGAGGAGCAACACUGGCGUGCGCUGGGCGCCACGGUCUUUAACAAUCCCAACAUACUCAAAGUGGGCUUUUCCAUGUUGAAUGAUUUGUCGGUGCUCCAACGUUCUUUGCCUCUCCAGCUGCGCCUCCAUAUGCCGCAUCAUUAUCUCGAUCUACGGAACGUUUGGCUAGAGCUAAAGAAAAGGCAAGGAGUCGAACUACCGUUUGGAAAUGUAAAUCGUGCAGGAGAUGCACUCACAGAUCUUUCUAUGUUGUGCCUAGGCAAAAAGCUGAACAAAGCGAAUCAAUGCUCAAAUUGGGCAAAUCGUCCUCUUCGCAGAGAACAAAUACUUUAUGCAGCUAUUGAUGCUCGUUGUUUGCUGUUGAUCUAUGCGUGCCUCUCCAGCUGUGUGCCGGACAUUAAUGUUAUUAUUGAAAAAUGCAUAGCUAGCAAUAAUUUUUUGCGACGCGGCGGGCACAAUCUGAAAUAGUAGAAAUGAGAAAUCUCGGAAGCAGAUACAUCUGUACAUGGAAUAUGCGACAACUAUGUUAAAGUUAUGAGAGUAUUUGAAUUAUAUACACACACAUAUACAUAAACAUACAUAUAUACAAAUACAUAUAUGUAUAAAUCAU